Molecule: messenger RNA, 1014 nt
Organism: Branchiostoma floridae (Florida lancelet)
Lineage: Eukaryota; Metazoa; Chordata; Leptocardii; Amphioxiformes; Branchiostomatidae
Exons: 1
Coding region: 1-1014 (337 amino acids)
Biological process (GO): DNA replication, removal of RNA primer
Molecular function (GO): RNA-DNA hybrid ribonuclease activity; nucleic acid binding
Source: RefSeq, a predicted model, not a curated record
AUGAACAACCAAUGCAGCAAAGAGCAAGCGAAAGAAGAAAUAGCACAGCUACUGCAAAGUAUCAAGCAGACAAAGACAACCGUCGUCUUUACGGACGGAUCGUCUCUAGGGAACCCAGGUCCGACAGGAUGCUCGGCAGUGAUCUACGAACAUUGGGGCAGAACAGAACCAUACACUGUCAAGAAGCCCGUUGCAGCAAAGUCAAACAACUAUGAGGGGGAAUUGCAGGGACUUCACCUGGCACUCAGCACACUGAGCAAGAGGGAAAGAAGUGAAGAGAGAGUGCUCAUCUUAUGUGACUGCAAGGCGGCAAUAGAAAAUGUCAUCACCACUCACCAAGUAGAUGCCUAUAACGAUCUAGUUAACAACAUAAGACAGAAACUGCACGAAAUGAAGCAGAAGAGAGUCAACAUUCAAAUUGAAUGGUGCCCAGGGCACAUGGGAGUAGCAGGCAAUGAGCUAGCCGACGAACAAGCCAAACUUGCAGCUGAAGAGGCCAGAAACAGCAACAUGAAUACAGUGUGGACAAGACAACAAGCCCUCAAACACAUAGAAAAACAAGCAGAAGAAAGAUGGAAAAGAAGAAGCGAGCUACAUACUACCAGCAAACACAUGCAGAAGAUAAAUGUACAAAUGAAGAAAAAAUGCAAAGUACUGGGACUGAGGUCAACCCAAAUUGCAAUAAACCAGCUGGUGAGUGGGCACACCUCACUCAACGCCUACAGAAACUGGAUAGACGACACAGAGUCACCCAACUGUGAAGCCUGUGGGGAGAGAGAAAGCACAGAGCACUUCCUGUACUACUGCCCAAGGUAUGAGACCAGCAGACACAGAAUGUACAACGAGGUGGACAACAUAUACCAAGAACUCAGUACACGGGAGAAAGAGAGAAGGCUGGACAUAGUGACGCUAGCAGGGAUGAGAGAAGAUCUGGGAGAAGAAACAAACAAAAUGAUGUACAAGGCAUUCUCAAAGUAUAUAGAAGACACAGGGAGAUUUGCCGGGGAGGACUAA